Messenger RNA from Melospiza melodia melodia, 3999 nucleotides. It is a transcript of the gene AASDH, whose product is annotated as aminoadipate-semialdehyde dehydrogenase. Gene Ontology annotation, molecular function: protein binding. NCBI's taxonomy places the organism in Eukaryota, Metazoa, Chordata, Aves, Passeriformes, Passerellidae. The record is from RefSeq and is a predicted model, not a curated record. Bases 194 to 3265 code for a protein of 1023 amino acids. The transcript is spliced from 14 exons. Gene Ontology annotation, biological process: amino acid activation for nonribosomal peptide biosynthetic process.
CGCCGUGCUGGCGCUGGCCGGGGAGCUGACCACGUUCCUGCAGAGGCGCUGCGACCCGCGGGGCGGAUGCGAAAUAGGCCUGUACUGCUAUCCGGGAAUCAACCUGCCCUCCUGGAUCUUGGGAAUCCUUCAAGUUCCCGCUGCCUAUUCACCUAUUGAUCCAGAUGCACCACCAACCAUAUCUACUUCCUUCAUGAAGAAAAGCAACCUGCAGUAUGUUCUUGUUGAGAAUGACAAGAUAAAUAAAUUCCAGAUGUCCCAUGCUGGCUGGUUUUCCCACAAUUCCUCUGCCAUAGAACAUAUUGGUUUAACUCUCUUCCAAAUGAGCUCAAGCAACACUGAUUUCAGUUCAGAAGUAGACAAUAUGAAAAGUAGAUGUGAACCUUCCAAAGCUGUGGGUGACUCACAGCCAGGAGUUUGCCCAGACCAAACCAAAGUUGAAACAUCAGAAGCAGGAUACAUGGACGCUGGCCAGAAAGACACUGUGGCAUAUGUCUUGCAUACAUCAGGAACUACAGGGAUCCCCAAAAUAGUCAGAGUGCCUCAUAAAUGUAUAGUGCCUAAUAUUCAGCAUCUUAAAUCCAUAUUUGAGAUCACACAGGAUGAUGUGCUGUUCCUGGCAUCUCCCCUCACAUUUGACCCGUCUGUGGUUGAACUGUUCAUGGCUCUGACAAGUGGAGCCUCUAUUCUUAUUGUACCAAACACCAUUAAAAUGAUGCCUGUGGAGCUCUCUGCUGCUCUCUUUCACCACCACCACGUGACAGUGUUGCAGGCAACACCAACACUUCUCAGGAGGUUUGGAGCCCACAUUAUUAAAUCAAGAGUGUUGUCUGCAAAUACUUCACUUCGUGUCUUAGCCCUUGGUGGUGAAACAUUUCCUGCACUGAGUCUCUUGAAAAGUUGGAAGCACAAGGAGAACAAAACAAGCAUUUUUAAUCUCUAUGGUAUUACUGAAGUGUCAAGCUGGGCCACUUGCUACAAGAUUCCUGAGGAGGUUUUUAGUGCUGAUGUUAGAACAGAUUUUCCUGUACAUUUGGGAUCACCACUCCUUGGAACAAAACUUGAGGUCAGAGAUGCCAAUGGAUCUGCAGUUCUUGAAGGCGAGGGACAAUUAUUUAUAGGUGGUGAAGAACGAGUCUGCUUUCUUGAUGAUGAAGUAACUGUGCCACUGGGUACAAUGAGAGAAACAGGGGAUUUUGUAAGAGUGGAGAAUGCAAAGUUGUUCUUCUUGGGUCGGAAGGACAAUCAGAUUAAACGCCAUGGCAAACGUUUUAAUAUUGAAUAUCUGCAGCAGGUUGCUGAAGAUCUUUGCCAGGUAGAAGCUUGUGCAGUUACCUGGUACCAACAGGAAAAACUUAUCCUGUUUGUUUUACCCAAAGAUGAUUUUGAAGAGAGAGAAACAUUUAAAGAACUCCAGAAGCAUCUACCAGCUUAUGCAGUGCCUGAUGAGAUUGUAGUGAUUAAAGCUUUGCCUUUAACAUCACAUGGCAAAGUUGAUAUAUCUGAACUGAACAAGAUUUACCAGAACCAUCUAAACUCCAGAAGGCGUGACAGUAAGCUGAGUGACGCAGAGGAAUUGUGGGAAAGAUUGCAGUAUUUAUGGAAGUCUGUCCUUGGACUUCCAUGUGAUUCCACUGGAAUUUCUAAAGAUGCAGUAUUUCUGUACAGUGGUGGAGACUCCCUAAAGGCACUACGAUUUCAUGAAGAAAUUGAGAUGUUAGUAGGCAAAGCUGUGCCAGAACUCCUUGAAGUUAUUCUCAGCCACUCAAUUGAAGAGGUUUACAGACAUAUUCUUAAAAUGCUGUUUCCAGAUGAAGAACAAUUAAUGAAUCCUGAAAAUGUUGUGAAAAGAAAAUUAAGAAGGAACAGUGGAGAGGAAUUCCAUGGAAAAUACAUUAAACUGACAUCUGAAAGAGGUCUUGAGAUUGCUUCAGGAUUAAUUCCAUUUAUUGCACUGAACAGAGGAAAUCAUCUUUUCUCUAUGAAUUUCACCAAGUCUUCUGUGCAGCCCAAAAAUACAGUACAGGUAGGAGUGGAACCACUACAGCAGCCCUCCUCUCCACAUUCCAAGAUUCCAGCUGUAAUGAAAAGCCAUGUGCAAGGGUCUGAACUGGAGAAUAGCAUUUUAACACUUGAAAACAAGGCAAAUAAAAAUGACCAUUCCUCUGUGCAACGAAUCCAUGCAGAAUGUAGUCAUUCUUCAGUGGCAGAGCUGGCAUUGUGCGUGAGGUGGAAGUCAAACACAAGGAAAUGUGUUGAUGCAUCACCACUGGUUAUAAUACCAGCUAAAGAAGGAGUAUCUGCAUCUGUGUAUAUUGGCUCUCACUCCCAUGCAAUGCAGGCAAUUGAUCUAGAUUUGGGAGAAAUAAAAUGGGAGAAGACCCUUGGAGAUCGUAUUGAGUCUUCUGCCUGUGUAUCCAAGUGUGGAAAUUUCAUUGUUGUUGGUUGUUAUGAUGGCUUGGUGUAUGUGCUUCAAAGCAGUGAUGGAGAAAUACACUGGACUUUUGUCACAGAAGACACUGUGAAAAGCUCUGCAGUUGUAGACCCUUCCAGUGGACUGGUCUACAUUGGAUCUCAUGACCAGCAUGUGUAUGCUUUGGAUAUUUAUAAAAAGGUGUGUGUAUGGAAGUUACACUGCGAAGGUGGAGCUGUGUUUUCAUCUCCUUGUCUAAGUUCUUUUCCACACCAUCUCUAUGUUGCUACACUAGGAGGACUAUUACUGGCUGUUAACCCUGUGACAGGGAAUAAGAUUUGGAAAAGCAGCCUUGGAAAACCACUCUUCUCCUCUCCUCACUGCAAUGAGAAUUACAUCUGUAUUGGGUGUGUGGAUGGAAACUUGUAUUGUUACACUCAUUCUGGAGAAAAGGUUUGGCAAUUUUCCACUAAUGGGCCAGUGUUUUCAUCUCCAUGCCUCUCAAGUUUAACUAAGCAAGAAAUAUUUUUUGGCUCUCACGACUGCUUUAUCUACUGCUGUAACAUGGAGGGUAAUUUACUGUGGAAAUUUGAAGCCACUUCAAGUGUAUAUGGAACACCAUUCAUUUUCCAAAGUGAUGACUUAAAUAACAAAAUUCUCCUGGCAGCAGUAUCUACAGAUGGCAGAGUGUGGAUCCUGAAUGCCAAGAGUGGAACAGCAGAAGGAGUAGAUAAGCUUCCAGGCGAGGUUUUCUCUUCACCCGUAGUAUGGGGAACAAAGCUUGUUGUUGGCUGUAGAAAUGAUUAUGUUUAUUGUCUGGAUCUGUAUACAGCAGCGAAAAGUAACAGCUAAGAUGUUAGGCUGCUUUCUUAUUAUUGUUUACAUUUGUAAACUGGGAGCUCACAGGUGCUCUCCACCCCUCUGCCUGUUUUGCUGCAGGCAAGUGAUGUUCCUUGCAGGCUUAUCACGUGGGAUUUUGCGUCAGGCAGUGUCCAGUGAUGGAGGGAGGAUGGCUGCUCAGCACCUUGCCAGAGAGGGGACAAAGUGUCUAAGGUGCCAGAUUCCACAGCUUGGAUAGCAGGCUUCUCUCUGAGGGAGGAGUGAAUUGCUUUCUCUGAGUCCCGCCUUGCCUGUGCCUGGCUCUUCCUUGCACCAGACUAGUGUUUGUCUGUCUGUCUGUCAAGAUUUCUGUGCCAGGCAAGCUAACACCAGUCCUUUUUUGAAUAUAACUUUUAAUCUGAUUUCUGGAGACAUAGCCUGAAUUUCAUAUACCUGGAAGGAGUGACCUGUUUACUACAGUUUUUACAAACAGAAUAGUUCAUCUUUUGUGGACAUAGCCCUGUCAUGGCUUAAUUAUUCUAGCUAUACUUAAACUCCAUUGAAGUCAGUAGGAGUUGCCUCUUGUAUUCUAAAGUGGAAAUAACACUAUAAAUAUUUAUUAAAUUUCAAUGACAGAAACAGUAGGAGUUCUAAGAUGAAGUGUGCACUGCUCAAAUUAACCACUGUCAAACAUUUUUUAAAAUAUUUGAAUGAAUACUGUUUACAUUAUUUUCACAAGAACUAUUAAUAAAAGGUUGUGUAAAUUG